Molecule: messenger RNA, 2502 nt
Organism: Pterocles gutturalis (yellow-throated sandgrouse)
Lineage: Eukaryota; Metazoa; Chordata; Aves; Pterocliformes; Pteroclidae
Gene: MYSM1
Product: Myb-like, SWIRM and MPN domains 1
Exons: 20
Coding region: 1-2502 (833 amino acids)
Biological process (GO): double-strand break repair
Cellular component (GO): BRISC complex; BRCA1-A complex
Molecular function (GO): metallopeptidase activity; polyubiquitin modification-dependent protein binding
Source: RefSeq, a predicted model, not a curated record
AUGUGUGAGGUGAAUGCAGGGCUGCUGUCACGGGAUCCGGCGGGACGGGAGCUGGGGACGCUCGGGGCUGAGGCUGCUGGAGAUCAUGAAAACACAGCUUCCAGCUUGCUGCAGGAUCACUAUCUUGAUUCAUCUUGGAGAAUGGAUAACAGUCUACCAUGGACGUUGGACAACAGCAUUAGUGAGGAAAACAGGGCCGUCAUUGAGAAGAUGUUGCUGGAAGAAGAAUAUUAUUUAUCUAAUAAAUCACUUUCUGAAAAAAUAUGGCUCAAUCAAAAGGAAGUGGAGAAAAGAUCUGUGAAAAGCCCACAUAAGAAAACUGGAAAAGUCAUGGUGCGAUCACCUACAAAACCAGCUAGCUACUCAUUAAAGUGGACAUUGGAAGAAAAAGAACUGUUUGAACAAGGACUGGGGAAAUUUGGCCGCCGGUGGACGAAAAUUGCCAAGUUGAUUGGAAGUCGUACUGUUCUACAAGUAAAGAGCUAUGCUCGGCAGUAUUUUAAGAACAAGGCAAAACAUGGUGACUCUGAAAAAGAAGAGCAAAGUCAGUGCGGCGGCAGCAGUCUUCCCACUGAAGAUGGGAUACGGGCAGAGGCAUGGUCAUCUGGAAGCUUGAGAGGCCGUGCAGACCCCAAUCUGAAUGCAGUGAAAAUUGAAAAGCUGUCAGAUGAUGAAGAAGUAGACAUAACUGACGACAUGGAUGAACUACUUUCUCCUACCUUCCAGCAAGAAACUGGAAAAUCUGAAUUAUCUGUUAUUUCAGAAGGUCCAGCUGAAGAAACAAAAGGAAUGGAACACGUUCUUUCAUCUGUUGGACACUGUUCUGUGGUUUCUUUACCUAAAGAAGAUCCUCAACAUACCAAGCAAGAUACAGUGGAUGCAUUAGUAUUUCCAGAUGUUGCAGCAACAUGUUCUCAGCACCUGAAUGGUGAUAAAUCUCUGAACUUAGAUUACCAGCAGUACAAUAAUUUUAUUGAGAAAGCUGAACAAAGCAGACUAGGAACAUCUCAUGGUACUGGAGAAGUAACUGAUCAGGAGCUUAAUGAGGAACAGAGAGACCUGGCUGAUAAUGGGUUGCUUUUUCCUUCUCCCUGCCAAGUGGAUGAAGAUCAUCAAGAAGAAGCAGAGGAGCUUAAGGCACCUGAUCAAGAGGUGGAGGUUGACAGAAGCAUCAUUCUGGAAGAAGAAAAGCAAGCUAUUCCUGAAUUUUUUGAAGGGCGCCAGGCUAAAACACCAGAACGUUAUUUGAAAAUUCGGAAUUAUAUUUUGGAUCAAUGGGAGAGAUGUAAACCCAAAUACCUGAAUAAGACUUCAGUACGUCCAGGCCUCAAGAACUGCGGUGAUGUUAACUGCAUCGGACGGAUCCACACAUACUUGGAAUUAAUAGGAGCGAUUAACUUUGGCUGUGAACAGGCUGUCUAUAACCGACCCCAGCCAGCUGAUAAAACACGCUCCAAAGAAGGCAAAGACACAGUGGAAGCAUACCAACUUGCUCAGCGCUUGCAGUCCAUGCGUACAAGAAGACGGCGAGUGCGAGACCCUUGGGGAAACUGGUGUGAUGCAAAGGAUUUGGAAGGACAGACAUUUGAGCAUCUGUCUGCUGAAGAAUUAGCAAGAAGAAGAGAGGAAGAAAAACUGAAACCUCCAAAAUCUUCUAAAGGUUCAAGACAAACAAAAAGUUCCUUUGAUCCCUUUCAGCUGAUACCGUGCUGUUUAUUCACUGAGGAAAAACAGGAACCUUUUCAGGUGAAAGUGUCUUCCGAAGCACUUUUAAUAAUGGAUUUGCACUCCCAUGUGUCUAUGGCAGAAGUAAUAGGGCUGCUGGGUGGAAGAUACUCUGAAGCUGAUAAAAUUGUAGAGGUCUGUGCAGCAGAGCCGUGCAAUAGUCUCAGUACAGGACUGCAGUGCGAGAUGGAUCCAGUAUCUCAAACACAGGCCUCGGAGACGCUGUCUGCCCGAGGAUACAGUGUUAUUGGAUGGUACCAUUCCCACCCGGCCUUUGACCCCAACCCCUCCAUACGAGAUAUUGACACUCAGGCUAAAUACCAGAGUUAUUUCUCCAGGGGUGGUGCCAUGUUCAUUGGAAUGAUUAUAAGUCCUUACAACCGCAAUAAUCCUCUUCCAUAUUCUCAGAUUACUUGUCUAGUAAUUAGCGAUGAGAUCAGUUCUGAUGGUUCCUACCGCCUGCCCUACAAAUUUGAAGUACAGCAGAUGUUGGAGGAACCUCAGUGGGAAUUAAUAUUUGAAAAAACGAGAUGGAUAAUUGAAAAAUACAGAUUCUGUCAUAGCAGUGUCCCCAUGGAUAAAAUUUUUCAUAGAGAUUCUGACCUGACUUGUUUGCAGAAACUUUUGGAGUGCAUGAGGAAGACUUUGGGCAAAGUAAGAAACUGCUUCGUUGCUGAAGAGUUCUUGACUCAGAUAGAAAACUUAUUCCUUUCCACGUACAAGAGUGAGAAAAAGAGUAAUGCUGAAGAAAACGAGAAUGAGUGUUCAAAUGAAUAG